ACCGCACAAAAAGCGCCUCCGACAGACUGUACAGUAAUGAAGAAGUAACAAAUCUGAAAAUGAAAAGUCUAUCGUUUCUUGCACUCGUGGCGUUGCUAUGGCAAUGCAGCCGAGCGCAGCAAAGGGGUCUUUUCCCAGCUGUGCUGAACCUGGCCUCCAUGGCAGAGAUCACCACAAAUGCCACCUGUGGUGAGAAGGGGCCAGAGAUGUACUGCAAAUUGGUGGAGCACGUCCCAGGGCAGCCCGUCCGCAACCCCCAGUGCCGACUCUGCAACCUCAAAAGCGACAGACAUUAUGAGCGACACCCCAUCGAAUAUGCCAUUGAUGGCACCAACAGAUGGUGGCAGAGCCCAAGCAUCAAGAAUGGAAUGGAGUACCAUUACGUCACCAUCACACUGGAUCUGAGGCAGGUGUUCCAGAUCGCCUAUGUUAUCCUGAAGGCAGCUAAUUCUCCUCGGCCUGGUAACUGGGUGCUGGAGCGCUCUUUGGACGGGAUCACCUUCACCCCCUGGCAGUACUACGCCAUCACAGACACGGAGUGCAUCACCCGCUUCAACAUCACCCCGAGGACUGGCCCACCGUCCUACAUCGCAGACGAUGAGGUCAUCUGUACCUCUUUCUACUCCAAGAUUCACCCUCUGGAAAACGGAGAGAUUCACACCUCGCUGAUCAACGGCAGGCCCAGUGCCGAUGACCCCUCCCCCACUCUGCUGAACUUCACCUCCGCCCGCUACAUCCGCCUGCAAUUCCAGCGAAUCAGGACCUUGAACGCUGACCUCAUGACCCUGGCGUUCAACGACCCCCAGGAUUUGGACCCCAUUGUGACCAGGCGGUAUUACUAUUCAAUAAAGGACAUAUCAGUUGGUGGGAUGUGCAUCUGCUAUGGACAUGCAAAAGCUUGUCCCCUGAGCAACGAGACAAAGAAAUUCAGCUGCGAAUGUGAGCACAACACGUGCGGAGAGAGCUGCGAUCGCUGUUGCCCUGGUUACAACCAGAAGCCGUGGAUGGCUGGGACUUUCCUCACACGGCAUGUCUGCGAAAAGUGUAACUGUCAUGGCAAGUCGGACGAGUGCUAUUACAACCAAACGAUCGCAGAGCAGAAACUGAGUUUGAACAUGAAGGGGGAGUACGAGGGGGGCGGCGUGUGCCUCAGGUGCUCCCGAAACACUGCGGGGGUGAACUGCCAGUCCUGCAUUGAUGGAUACUUCAGGCCCAGCGGGGUGCGCCCGGAGGAGCCUGACCCCUGCCGGCCCUGCACGUGCGACCUCCGAGGCGCCCUGCACAGAGCCUGCAUCCCCGACGAGUCCCAGGCGCGAGGAGAUCUAAGCGCCGGCUCCUGCCGCUGCAAGCCGGGCUACGCGGGCGAGAGGUGCGACAGGUGCGCGUUCGGGUACCGCGGGUUUCCACAUUGCGUCCGCUGUAACUGCAGUCUGGAGGGCAGUCUGAACAAGGACCCGUGCGUGCAGCCCUGCACCUGUAAGGAGAAUGUCCAAGGAGACAACUGUGACCGCUGCAAGCUGGGCUUCUACAAUCUCCGUGGUGACAAUCUCCGUGGUUGCGAGAAGUGCUACUGCUCGGGUGUGGGAAGCGAGUGCUCAGAGUCCCGCUGGACUUACAGUAAUGUGACGACCAUGUCAGGGUGGUUCCUGACCGGACUGGACCGCACAGCCCGAGUGUGGCCCACACCUAGCAGGACGGGGCCCCAGCAGCUCCGAAUCAACAACCAGGAGGCAAGGAGACACCUGCCUGCAGCCUACUACUGGAGCGCACCUGCUGUGUACCUGGGCAACAAGCUUGUAUCCUAUGGAGGACGGCUGGUGUUUACAGUCACGUACGACACAGAAGGAAAGGAUAAAGCUGUCCGAGCUUCCAUCCAUCCGGAUGUCAUCAUUGAGGGCAAUGGGAUAACAUUGAUUGACAGUCGGUUUGGGCAGCAGGUGUACCCCUUCACAGAGAGCACAAAGGGAAUAGUGCUGCUUCCUGAUCAUUUUCAACACCAGAAGACAGCCUUGCCUGUCAGCAAGAGGGAAUUCAUGAUGGCUCUCUCUAAUGUGACCAGCCUUCUCAUCAGAGCCUCCUACAGCAAUGAGGAGGUCGCCAUCUACAGGCUCCACUCUGUAAACCUGGAGGUGGCCAGUGAGCUCCCCAGGACAGAUGUGAUAGCCAGAGCUGUGGAGAUUUGUCACUGUCCUCCUGGCUACAGUGGAGCGUCCUGUGAGACGUGUGCCUCAGGGUACCGAAGGGUUAACAGCACAUUGUUUAAAGGAGUGUGUGAGCCCUGUCACUGCCACGGCCACGCGACGCUUUGUGAUGACAUCACUGGCCACUGCUUGGGCUGCACAGACCACACUGCCGGCCCUCACUGUGACAUCUGUGCCCCUGGUUUCUAUGGUGACGCUACCAAGGGGACAGCCAAUGACUGCCAGCCCUGUGCCUGUCCACUGCUGAGCCCCUCCAAUAAUUUCAGCCCCACCUGCCACGUGGACAGCAGAGGGGAGGUGGUCUGUGACCGGUGCCAGGUGGGAUACGUGGGACCACGCUGUGACAGGUGCUCUAAUGGUUUCUUCGGACGUCCCACGGAGCCGGGGGGAAGCUGCCAGCCAUGCCAGUGCAACGGGAACCUGGACAGCACGGCGUCACGCAGCUGUGACCCUGUGACGGGCACGUGUCUGCGGUGCAGGGAGGGAUAUGGAGGCGAGGCCUGUGAGACCUGUGCUGACGGCUUCUUCGGGGAUGCCAUCAUUGCCAAAAACUGUCAGCCAUGCAUGUGUCACAGCAAUGGAUCCAUGUCGGAGGUGUGCAACCAGCAGACGGGCCAGUGCCAGUGUCGGCAGCACGUGGUCGGCCGGCAGUGCGACGAAUGCAUGCCCUCCACCUAUAACAUGCAGCCAGCCCGCGGGUGCGUCCCCUGCAACUGCAACUCCUUCGGGUCCAAGUCCUUUGACUGUGACGAGACGGGGCAGUGCCGGUGCCAGCCCGGGGUGACGGGACAGAAGUGCGACCGGUGCUCGCCCGGUCACUUUGGCUUCCAGGAGGGCGGGUGCACACCAUGCCAAUGUGCCCAUGUUGGGAAUAACUGCGAUUCCAGUACGGGACAGUGCAUCUGCCCCCCCAACACACUGGGCGAGAGGUGCGACAAAUGCGCACCCAAUUACUGGGGUCACGACAUCAUCACCGGCUGCAAGGCUUGUGAGUGCAAUGUGGUGGGCUCGCUGACCCUGCAGUGCAACGCGAACACAGGCUGCUGCUUCUGCCGGGAGCAGUUCACCGGCGAGAAGUGCAACGAGUGCAAAGUGGGCUUCCGUGAUUUCCCACAGUGCCUCGCUUGCAACUGCAUAGUGGCCGGCACUGCCGCCGAGACCUGCGAUGCUGAACGGGACGUCUGUUCCUGCUCAGACAGGACAGGACAGUGCACAUGCAAGGCCAACGUGGACGGCCUGCUUUGCGACAGCUGUCGGCCGGGGACGUUCGGGCUCAGUGUCAGGAACCCUCUGGGCUGCAGCAAGUGCUAUUGCUUCGGAAUGUCCAGCAGCUGCACCGAGGCCACCGGGCUGAUCCGCAUGUGGCUUACCCUGAAGCCUGAGCAAACAGUGCUCCCUCUAGUGGACAAAGUCAACCAGCGCAAAACCACAUAUGGCGUGUCCUUCCAGCACCCAGAGAUAAUCGCGCACGCAGACCUGGUGACCCGGGACCUGUCCGAACCCUACUACUGGAGGCUGCCUGAGCAGUUCCAGGGAUCCAUGAUCACAGCUUAUGGAGGCAAGCUCAAGUAUGCCAUAUACUACGAGGCUCGCGAUGAAACUGGGCGAACCUCUUACGAGCCGCAGGUGAUCGUUAGAGGCGGUCCCAAAAAGGACAAGGUGAUGAUGCGCCAUAUGCCCAGCCUGCAGAUAGGUCAGCUCACCCGCCACGAGAUCGACAUGACAGAGCACGAGUGGAAACACAGCAAUAACAGAGUUAUGACGCGGGAAGACUUUAUGAAUAUCCUGUUCCACAUUGAUUACAUCCUCAUCAAGGCAUCUCAUGGAAACGAGAUGAGACACAGCAGAAUCUCAGAGAUUUCCUUGGAAGUUGCAGAGGAAGGGAAGCCGUCGGUGGAGAGUGAGCGGGCCCACCAAAUCGAAAAAUGCGACUGCCCUACAGGCUACUCUGGACUGUCCUGCGAGGAGUGCGCGGCCGGGUUCUACCGCCAGGCAGACCGGGUGGGCGGAUCGCUCUCCAGGGCGGGCAUCGGGAGCUGCGUGCAGUGCCAGUGCAACGGGCACAGUGACACCUGCGACCCCGAAACUUCCAUCUGCCAGAACUGCCAGCACAACACAGUGGGGGACAGGUGCGAGCGCUGUGCCCCGGGAUAUUACGGCGUGGUGCGUGGGUUCCCCCAGGACUGCCGCCCCUGCGCCUGCCCCCUCACCAACCCCGAGAACAAUUUCAGCCCCACCUGCGUCAUGGAGGGAUUCAAGGACUACCGCUGCACGGCCUGUCCUGAAGGUUAUGAGGGGAAGUACUGCGAGCGCUGUGCCAGCGGUUACCACGGCGACCCCCAGGCCCCCGGAGGCCGGUGCGAGGAGUGUAAGUGUGACCCCGUGGGCGCGCUGCCCCAGCCCUGCGACCGCAAGAGCGGGCAGUGCCAGUGUCGGCCCGGAGCCACUGGACUGGCGUGUGACAAAUGCAUGGAACGGCAUGUGUGUGGACCAUCUGGGAUUGUGUCAUGUGACGAUGAUUGCAGUGGGCUCCUCAUCAGUGACAUGGACAGACUGCAGCGCAUCAUUUCCGGCGUCAACUUGAGCGGUCCUCUGCCUCCACCCUACAAGAUGCUCUACAGGAUAGAGAACAUGACGGAGGAACUCAAGCAUCUGCUCUCCCCCCAGAGGGCGCCAGAGAGGCUCCUGCAGUUGGCCGACAGCAAUCUGGGGAGCCUGGUUACGGAGAUGGAUGAGCUGCUGAGUCGAGCGACCAAAGUAUCGGCAGAUGGAGAGCAAACAGAGGCGGAUGCUGACAGGAUCCACAAAAGGGCAGAAGACUUAGAGCUGUUUGUGAAGAACACGCUUCUGGCUGCGGAAGCUCUUAGAGACAAAGCUGAGGAUCUGAACAGGACUCUGGGAAUCCGAAAAGGAGCUCCGGAGAAAAGCCUGAACGACAUGCACCGAGAGAUCGAGGCCAUGAUGGCAGAACUUCGCAAGCGGCAGCUCGGAGGAAAGAAGCAGAUCUCAGAGGAGGAGCUAAGUGCUGCUGAUGCCCUUUACCAAAGAGUCAAGCGUCUCUUUGGAGACCCACACCAGGCCACUGAAGACCUGAAGCAGGAAGUGACCAGCAAGAUGGGCGACUACAAGAGCAAGCUGGACGAUGCACAAGCCCUGCUGAAAGAUGCGCAGGGAAAAAUUCGGGAGACCAAUGCUUUGUCAGCGCUCAACCACCGCAAUAUGAGUAACCUGGAGAGAAAAAGGGACGCUGUGAAACAAGGGAAGAAAGGAACAGAAGACAUCCUCGCAGAUGGAGAACGCAUCCUCGCUGAAGCAAACCUCCUCUCAGACAACAUCAAUCAGGAGCUAGAGGACCUGGAGGAGAUGGAGCGUGAGCUGGGUCCCCUGCACGAUCAGCUGGACUACAAGGUGAGCCGCCUGGCCAAAGGUCUGAUGGACAAGACCCUCCCCGACCUGCUACUGCAGGCUGAGAGCCAUGCCGCCCAGCUAAACGAGUCCUCCGCCAUCCUCGACAGCAUCCUUGCAGAUGCAAAAAACCUGUCCUUUAACGCCACGGCAGCAUUCAACGCCUACAGCAACAUCAAGGACUUCAUUGAAGAGGCGGAAAGGUUGGCCAGACAGGCAAAGACACGUGGGGCAGAGGCUGUUCAGCUGACAUCCACCCCAAGGGGCUCUUUAAAGGAUCAUGCCAAAAACUCUCUACAGAAGAGCUUCCGGCUGUGGAAUGAAGCCAUGAAGUUAAACAAUGAGGUUAAAGAGAAUGGCGAGCAGUUGGGAGGCCUGCAGGCCAGGGUUAAAGCUGCAGGGAUGAGGAAGAAGGAUUUACAGAAGGCCCUCAACGACACACUCGGAAAGCUGCGAGCGAUCCCGAACGACACAAGCGCAAGGCUGCAAGCGGCCAAAGAGAGGGCGAAAGAUGCCAAUGACACAGCCACCGACGUGCUGGCCAGAAUCAAGGACCUGAAUGUGAACCUGAUGGGUCUCCAAAGGAACUACAGCCAGCUGGAGGACGACGUGCACAAGGCCAACAACAUCAUCCAGGAUCCUGACAAAAACACAAUAAUCCACGCUGCUGGGGCCAAAGUGAAAGACCUUGAGGAUGAAGCUGAUAGGCUCCUAGAAAAGAUCAAACCAAUCAGAGAGUUCCAGGAUAAUCUGAAGAAGAACAUUUCGCAGAUUAAGGAGUUGAUCAACCAGGCGCGGAAGCAGGCCAACUCAAUUAAAGUGUCGGUCUCAUCCGGGGGUGACUGCAUCCGCUCAUACCGCCCCGAGAUCAAGAAGGGUCAGUACAACACCAUCAUCCUGAAUGUGAAGACCACCCACCCCGACAACCUGCUCUUCUACCUGGGCAGCGCCAGAUACAUCGACUUCCUGGCGAUAGAGAUGCGCAAAGGAAAGGUGAACUUCCUGUGGGACGUGGGCUCCGGGGUGGGCCGUGUGGAAUACCCAGACCUGGCCAUCAAUGACGGGAACUGGCACCGGAUCGAGGCCUCACGGAUUGGUAUCAACGGCACCAUCUCCGUCCAUCCAUUGGAGGGUCCGAAGGCUGGCAUCAUGCCCACAUCCACCAGUGCCACGUCACCCACUGCAUAUACCAUUCUUGAUGUGGACCAGAAUGCCUACCUGUUCGUCGGCGGCAUACUGGGCACUGUGAAAAAAGCCGAUGCGGUCAAAACGACCACCUUUACUGGCUGCAUGGGAGAGACGUACCUGGACAACAAACCCAUCGGGCUGUGGAACUACAGGGAGAGGGAAGGGGACUGCAAAGGCUGUGUUGUGAGCCCGCAGCCAUCCGACGCCGAGGGGACUGUCCAUUUCGACGGGGAGGGGUACGCAGCCGUGAGCCGCCCGACGCGCUGGAACCCCAACGUGUCCACCGUCAUGUUCAAGUUCCGCACCUUCUCCACCAAUGCACUCCUCAUGUACCUGACCACAAAGGAUAUGAAGGACUUUAUGAGUACAGAGUUCAGUGACGGCCAUGUGAAAGUCAGCUUUGACCUGGGCUCGGGCACAGGGUCGGUCACUAGCAGCAAGCGGCACAACGAUGGCAGAUGGAAGUCCUUCACCAUGACCAGAAUGAAAAAUGAAGCUACAGUGACCAUACUGGACAUUGACAGCAAUGAGGAGGAGAAGAUGGUGGUGACAUCGCAGGGACCCAGCACGGGGCUCAACCUCAAGGAAGAUGAGAGGAUCUAUUUCGGCGGUCUGCCUACUAUUCGAAACUUCAGUAUCAAAGCCAGACCUGAGGUGACUCUGAAGAAGUAUGCUGGCUGCAUGAAAGAUAUAGAAGUCUCCAGAACACCGUACAAUUUGCUAAGCAGCUCAGACUACACGGGCCUCACUAAAGGCUGUUCUAUAGAGAACCUUCAUACCGUGAGUUUCCCCAAACCGGGCUACAUGGAGCUGAAGCCCAUGUCUUUCGAUGUGGGAACGGAGAUAACGCUGUCCUUCAGCACCAAGAGUGACAAAGGCAUCAUCCUUUUUGGAAGCGGGGGCAUCCCAGCGCCCCCCAGAAGGAAGCGAAGGCAGACAGGAGAGCCUUUCCUGUCCGUGCUCCUGAAUAAGGGCAUCUUGGAAGUGUUGGUGUUCACAGGGGGUCGAAACCCUCGCAGGGUGAUCCGCAAACCGGACGACGGCAUCCUCCAUGAUGGCCGCGAGCACUCCCUGCGAAUCGAGCGGAUAGGCGGAGGGGCUUUCACAGUGCAGGUGGAUGAGGAGCCCAAGCUGGAGCAGAGUCUACCCAGCGACUUGCCGUUGAGUAUAAAGAGGCUUUUCAUUGGUGGAAUUCCGCCCGACGUGGAGACCAGCAUGCAGAGGACCAACAUCCCCUUCGAUGGCUGCAUCUGGAACCUGGUCAUCAACACCAUUCCCACGGACUUCUCCCAGCCGGUGUCAUUCGAGAAUGCAGAAAUAGGGCAGUGCCCAGACCUGGCCCCUCCCCCACCCCCAGCCCUGCCCCUCAAACCUGACAUUGAGGAGAAGAAAGAGGAGGAUGUGUCCCGGCCCAAACCUGCUCCAGAGACCAAAGAGGUCACCCGGCAGCCUCCAGCACCCGUGACUAUUCCCUGUGCAGCAGAGGCCAGCCCUGUGGUCUUAGAGAAGGCGAAGCAAUUUGGCCUCUCCAGAAACAGUCAUGUGGCUAUGGCCUUUGAUGACACAAAGGUCAAAAACAGACUGAUCAUAGAGUUCGAGUUGCGGACAGAGGCGGAGUCUGGCCUGGUCUUCUACAUGGCCAGAAUAAACCACGCUGACUUUGCCACUAUCCAGGUGAAGGAGGGCAUGGCCCACCUGGCCUACGACCUGGGCAGUGGAAACACCUCCGUCAGUGUCCCUCGCAUUAUCAAUGAUGGACAGUGGCACAAGAUCCGGGUGCUGAGGGACAAGCAGAGGGGGAUCCUGACUAUCGACAACCGCUACUCCAAACACACCACCAGCCCCAAAAAGGCGGAUAUUCUCGAUGUUGUUGGGAUGCUCUACAUCGGAGGCCUUCCUGUUAAUUACACCACAAAGAGGAUCGGCCCGGUGCUGUACAGCAUCAAUGGCUGCAUAAGGAACUUCAAGAUGCUCAACUCCCUGUUGGAUUUGGACAACCCCACAUCCAGCUAUAAUGUAGGGUCCUGUUUUGUCAGCACAGAGAAAGGGACAUACUUCAAUGGCACUGGAUAUGCAAAAGCAGUGGGCUCAUACAGAGUUGGCUCAGACAUGUCCAUCCAGCUGGAAUUCCGCACAUCCCAGAGCAGCGGGGUUCUCCUGGGAAUCAGCAGCCAGAAAAUGGACGGGCUGGGAAUUGAACUGUACAAUGGCAAAGUGCUGUUCCAUGCGGAUAACGGACUUGGGCGGGUCACAGCGGUACACGAGCCGGACACAGAGGCAGGUCUUUGUGACGGACAGUGGCACUCUGUCACCGCCCACAAGCUGAAGCACAGGCUGGAGCUCAUUGUAGACGGCAGGAAGUCUGAAGCGGAGAGUCCCCACGUCAAGUCCACCUCUGCCGACACCAACGACCCUGUCUAUGUGGGGGGCUACCCUGAGGGCCUGAAGCAGUUUGGGCUCACCAUCAGCACACCGUUCAAGGGCUGCGUUCGUGACCUGAAGCUGGCCAAGGCUUCGAAAGUGCUGGAGGUUCAGUUCAACAAGGCCCUGGAACUGCAGGGAGUCCAACCCAUGACCUGCCCUGCAAACUGACCCGACUGGAACUAGCUCCUGCAACCUGCCCCCUUUCAGCAACCUCUGCUUUGCACUGUAUCUGUGUGCUCUCUGGCAGUGUGACUUGGGUUUGACUGUGUUGUUUUGUUUUUUUUUUUUUUCAGUUAGAGUGUGAAGUAUUCACACAACAAAUUAGGCAGGAUUAAUUUCAGCCUUGUGGGGUUUUAAAAGAAUGCUUGCAUGCCGCUUUAGAAGGCUCCUGUUGCUCUAAUUUCACCUCAUUUGUCCACACCGCUAGCCGUAUGCAUGGGGGGGUGACCGCACUGUAAUAUAUUCUCUAUGCCAUUUUCAAAUA
Megalops cyprinoides (Indo-Pacific tarpon) is the source of this 9702-nucleotide messenger RNA. RefSeq names its product laminin, alpha 2 (gene lama2). Bases 60 to 9386 code for a protein of 3108 amino acids. Gene Ontology annotation, biological process: cell adhesion; axon guidance; regulation of cell migration. The record is from RefSeq and is a predicted model, not a curated record. Lineage: Eukaryota; Metazoa; Chordata; Actinopteri; Elopiformes; Megalopidae. Gene Ontology annotation, cellular component: basement membrane. Gene Ontology annotation, molecular function: extracellular matrix structural constituent; signaling receptor binding. The transcript is spliced from 65 exons.